AUGUAUCACAGCGCUCUCGUUGUCCACAAGUCGGAACAAGCCUUCGGUUCCUACACCAUCAGACAACUUCCGAGUGACGAUGUGUUCGUUACCAGACGUCUCUCCAGCACCACUCGCCUGCCGCUCCAUACUACCGUCGGUGCUUUUACGGUCUCCGGCUCCAUCGACACAGUCUCCCUAGAAGCCACGGUAGCCGUGGACAUUUCCGGAAUCAACCUAGGCCUGUUCUAUGGAAAGCCGAGCAGCGAGUUCCGGGUCGAUAUCGAGCUGGAAAUUUUCAAGGGGAGUGUUGAAAUUGAGCUGAAUGCUUUUGAUGAGAUUUGGCUUCAUAUCAGGCCGGCUGGGAACUCAUCCAAGUAUGCAGCGGAGGGCUCUACUACACAUCUGGCAAACUUGCCGAGUCUCUCUUGUGCACCUUGGGUUUAG
Molecule: messenger RNA, 426 nt
Organism: Aspergillus chevalieri
Lineage: Eukaryota; Fungi; Ascomycota; Eurotiomycetes; Eurotiales; Aspergillaceae
Exons: 3
Coding region: 1-426 (141 amino acids)
Source: RefSeq, a predicted model, not a curated record